Plasmodium vinckei vinckei is the source of this 1629-nucleotide messenger RNA. Its product is annotated as tRNA delta(2)-isopentenylpyrophosphate transferase, putative. Bases 1 to 1629 code for a protein of 542 amino acids. Gene Ontology annotation, molecular function: tRNA dimethylallyltransferase activity. The transcript has a single exon. Gene Ontology annotation, cellular component: mitochondrion. Gene Ontology annotation, biological process: tRNA modification. The record is from RefSeq and is a predicted model, not a curated record. Lineage: Eukaryota; Apicomplexa; Aconoidasida; Haemosporida; Plasmodiidae.
AUGUUUUAUAAGAUACAUGUUUAUAUAAUAAUAUACAUAAUUUUCUCAAUAUGCAUUUCUUUGAAAAUUAAGGCUUUUCAUGAAAUAAACAAAACAUACAUAUACUUAAAAAGGGAUAAUAAUUAUACAUAUAAUAGCAGAUUAUUUGGAAACAGUUAUUGUAUAGGUAGAAAAUUUUCAUCGAGUAUUAAAAAGUGUUUCAAAAAGUAUAAUACAAAACUUUAUUAUAAUUAUAAAAAGGAAAAUUAUAUAAAAAGAAAAGUUUGUCAUAACAAUAGAAGGUUUACUUUUCGAUAUAUAAGCAAUAAACUAUUGAACGAUACAACCAUUAAAAAAAGAAAUGCAAUUUAUUGCCAAAAAAGCAAAACAGAUGAUGUAAAAAAUAUUGAAUUGAUAGAUGUAUUAACAGAUUUAAGUAAAGACCCCUCAAAAGUGGACAAAAUGGAGCAUGAUAGCACUUUAGCUAGUAUUGAAAAAAGAGAGGAGUCAAAUUUAGGUAACGAAAUUUUGAUUGACAACCAAAAAAAUGGUGAGAAAAAUGAUUCAGCAUCAAAAUGUAAUGAUGAAAUUAAUUUAUCAUGUUUUAAUAUGAAUACAAAAGAAAAGAAAAAAAAAGUUGUUAUAAUCAUGGGAAUAACAUGCAGUGGAAAAACUCAAUUUAGCAUCGAUUUAAACAACGAACUAUUAAAGCAUGAUAUAAAAGGGGAAAUAAUAAGUGCUGAUUCAAUGCAGGUAUAUAAAAAUUUUAGUGUUGGAGUAGCAAAAGUAGAAAAUGAAGAGAUGGGGGAUAUAAAGCACCAUAUGCUAGAUGUAUGUGAUAACACCGAAGAAUUUAAUGCUCAUAAAUUUGUUAAUUAUGCUAUUCCAAUUAUUGAAUCUAUUAAUGAUAGAAAUAUGGUGCCAAUUGUUGCUGGGGGGACAUUAUUAUAUAUAGAAUCUUUAUUGUGGGAAUCAGUUGUAGAUAUAAGGAAAGAGAAUGAUAUUGAAAUCGAUAAAAUAAAACAUGAUGAUUAUACAAAUAAAACAAAUGAUGAAUUGCAUGAAGAGCUGAAAAUGGUUGAUCCAGAAAGAGCUGAAGAAUUACACAAAAAUGAUAGAAAAAGAAUUUGUAGAAGUUUAGAUAUUUUUUAUACAUUUAAUAAAAAACAUAGUGAUUUAAUAAAAAUGAAGUGCCAUAAAAAUAAUAACCUCGAUAAAACGCGAUAUGCACCUUGCUUUUUUUAUUUAGAUCAUAAAGAUGAUUGUAUAUUAAAAGACAAAAUUGAAAAAAGAAUAAAUAUAAUGAUUUCAAAAGGAUUACUAGAAGAAGGAAUAAAAUUAAAAAAAAUGCCAAAUAAUACAAAUACAAAAUUAAAAGGAAAAGGUAUACGUCAAAGUAUUGCAUAUAAAGAGUUUGAUAGUUAUAUUGAAAAAAAAAUAAAUAAUAUUGAUGAUAAUGAUUUAUUUAACAAAUGUAAAGAUAACUUAUUUAGAAAAACAUAUCAAUAUGCGAAAAGACAAAGAAGAUGGAUAUUAAAUAGAUUUAUAAAAAGAUAUAAUAUCCCAUUAAAUGAAAUAGAUGUAUCAAAAAAUUAUGAACAACAAUUAAGCAAUGCAGUGAAAAUUGUAUUAGAUUUUUGGAAAAAUUAA